Molecule: messenger RNA, 1107 nt
Organism: Ostertagia ostertagi
Lineage: Eukaryota; Metazoa; Nematoda; Chromadorea; Rhabditida; Trichostrongylidae
Source: the annotation of a GenBank genome assembly
AUGGCUAUUGCAAAAAAAUGGAGUGCCGAAGCAAUUAGAGGUAUUGCAGGGCGUGAACUUAUCGUCAGAGGCGAAGCUAACGUCGGCAGGCUCGAAGUCAUGCCAGAACUUAAAGAGAUCGUUCCGCAAGGGAGCAAUCCAACCAUACUUUUGUUGGAGCUGUUGAAUGCUGGUGACGCUACACCUGCAAAAUUCCAGCCUGUUCAAUUGAACAAAGAGCUUAUUGAGAUCAACCAGUACAGGUUAGUUCAGUUUGAUUAUACGGAAGAUACUGAACUGCUGGAAGACGGCGAUCUGCAGCCUGAACCGCCGCCAGGCUGCACCCUCAAAACGUUGUGGCAAUGGGUACGCCUGCCGAAAAAAGACUGGCAAAAGCUGUUGGAAGAUAUGGACGCGUUUUCCGGGCCGUUCUUUAAAGAAGCCGUGCGCCAGUCUGCCAAUGAAAUCAUCAAACUAUCAGAAGCCGGAGACCGCACCUGGGGCGCGAUUAUCGCCACGGUGCUGCAAUGCACGGAUUUUAUCAAGUCUCCGGCUCUUCAGCAAUCACUGGAAAGCGGUUUCAACCCGUACCGCCUGGCUGACGGCAAUACGGCCCUGUACAUCAUCAUCCCGGCGGACAAAUUGCAAAGCCAUGCACGAUGGCUGCGGCUGGUCACCACCACCACGAUGCGGGCUGUGGUGCGUAAGCCAAACAAGCGCGUGACAUUCCUGCUGGACGAAUUCAGCGCCCUGGGCUAUCUGCCGGAGAUCGAAACCGCCCUUUCCACCUAUGCCGGGUUUGAGAUCACCGUAUGGCCCAUUCUGCAAUCCCUCAGCCAGUUGAAAGCGCAUUACAAGGACAGCUGGGAGACGUUUGUCGGGAAUUCCACCAUCAGGCAUUUUUUCAGCGUCAACGACAAUUUCACCGCCGAUUACGUCAGCAAGGCCGCCGGGAUGCGCUCGUACGUGAUCACCAAAAGCCAGGGCAACAUCGAGGAAGCCCAAAGCAACCAACGCCCCCUCAUCACCCCCGACGAGCUGCGCCGCCUGUCAGGCGAUAAUAUAUUCACAUUCAUGGGCGCGAAACCCAUCACGACUGGAAGGAUCAGGAGAGGCGGGAAUUCGUGA